AUGGAACAAGCGCGACGAAACAGCCUUUUAAAGAAACAACAAGAGACGCAAUCGGUGAAGAAGAUCGAUGACGACGAGGAGGAUGAGGAAGAAGCAUUGAUUGCCGAUGGCGGACUAGCUGAAGAUGAUGAUGACGACGAAACAGAAUGCAACGAUAAUGAUGAUGAUGAUGAAGAGGAAGUUAGUAAGAGUAAGCGAUGUGACCUGCUUGACGACGAAGCGGAAGUAGACGAAGAUGACGAAGAAGACGAUGGGGCAUUGGUAAAUCAAGCAGCUGAGUGCGAAGAAUCGAAUGAAGAAUCAAGCGAUGAAGACAGUGAGCAAGAAUCCAAAGACGAAUCUGCCAUUCCUGAUAAGGAGAAAAGAAAGAGCCGAAUCAUUGCAGCAUUUGAAGAUUCAGAUGAAGAAGUUCUAGAAAAAGAAUCAAAGGCGAAUGAAACGAAGACUGUAGAAAGAACGACUACCGAGGAAUUGUUUUCUACUCUAGAAGGUAAUGAGAAAUUCACUCUCUCCGAUCGUAACAAUCUCGAAACCGGCGAAAAUAUGACGCUACUAUGGAAGGACACUGAAGAACAGGAAUCUGCUAAUGCCCAUGCGGAUGAUGAAGACCUCUUAGCAUUGUGUUCCGGCCGGUUCGAAGCAACGCAAGCUCGUCCACCGCUAUCGAACUCCGAGUCAAUAGCCACUACCCAAGCAAUGACGACUCCUUCCGAUUUUAUCCUCACCGAAAGUGAUCGCAUGACGGCAGAAAGUGAGCAACCUAUUACAACUGCUGCCCUUUUACACAGCAUGGCAAUCAACAGGUUGACGAUGGUGAGUUGAUAGCGCUCUGCUCGGGAACGUUUGCUACUCAGCGACAAACGUCAGACCUUGAGGCAGAAACAACCUCUACCAUCAGAAGUGACCACCAAUGGAAAGUUGGUCAUAGCUUCUUCGGACGAGGAAAAUUUACAACAAGACGAGGAAGAAAAGACGAAAAAGAAACGUAAACGACGAAAGCUCAAUAUAUCAGACGACGAAGAAAGUGAAAUGGAAUCCGAGGCGGAUGAAAUCGGUGAUGCAGACGAUGGAGAAGUGGCAGAGGAUGAAGACGAGCCAGAACGGUUCGUGGACUACGAUUCGGAAGAGAAUGAAGUCGAAGUAGUGCUGAGCAAGAAGGACAAAGAGAAGGUGGCCAAAACUUUUGUGGAGAAUGAAGCCGAACUGUCGGAGUCGGAAUGGGGCAGCGCGGAUGAGGACGAAAAGGAUCUCGAUCGGUACGAUAUCGAGCUUUGGUGACGAGGAAAAGUUCGAUCAAGAAAAGUUGCAGGAAGAGUUGGAGCGGAUCCAUAUGCGGAGGAUAUUGGAGCAGGAUAAAAAAGAGGUGAAGACAUUGCAGGACAUGUUCUUCGAGAUGAAGAGAAAGAUGGCGUAGGUCGAGAGAGGCAAUUCCGAUGGCGCAAUGUGGAAACAACUUUUACUUUGGAUUACGAUAACAAGGGAAAAGAUGAACAGAAGGCCGAGGGCGAAGAAAGUGACGGUGAGACGGAGGCUCAGUGGCGCAAAAUGAGAUUCGAACGCGAGAUGUUGCUUAAGGAGAAAAAAAUCGAUUUGGAUUCGAUUGAUUUGAGUGGGUCACUAGGAGAUCAAUCUGUCCAGGAGGACGUGGAGAAUAACCCCAUUGCUGAUAAUCAAUCCACGUUGGUGAUGAAGCGGAAACUAACUGUUGUUCGACAGAUAAAGACUGUUGAAGCCAGCAAUAAACCGCAAGAAUCCUGUUUUCUAAUUAAACAGUCUACAAGUUUGCUGGGCCACAGUAAAGCAUCCUUUUUAACGCGCGAUUCAGAAACACUCAAACGGCUGGCCAAUUUAGCCAAAGUAAACCCGGAAACUGAAGGACUAAAUACAGCCACGGCAGGAAAAGGUAGAAAUUUCGUGUUCACCGCCGUCAGCCCAGCUGUGGAUAAAAUGGGAUCCAAACGCUCAUCGGAUGCCGCAGAACUCAAUGAAUCAAAUAACAGUGCUAAAAAAGUGAAAACGACUGACGAGUCCCCAAAGGCGGAAAGCAAAAAAAGGCUGCUACUAGCACAGCUCAUGUAGAUAAGAAUUUUGAUCUAUUUGUACAGAAUAUAUAAAAUAUAAGUUAAUUA
Molecule: messenger RNA, 2129 nt
Organism: Aedes aegypti (yellow fever mosquito)
Lineage: Eukaryota; Metazoa; Arthropoda; Insecta; Diptera; Culicidae
Product: nucleolin-like
Exons: 4
Coding region: 1-822 (273 amino acids)
Source: RefSeq, a predicted model, not a curated record